Messenger RNA from Cornus florida, 2449 nucleotides. RefSeq names its product pentatricopeptide repeat-containing protein At3g14330. NCBI's taxonomy places the organism in Eukaryota, Viridiplantae, Streptophyta, Magnoliopsida, Cornales, Cornaceae. Gene Ontology annotation, biological process: RNA modification. The transcript has 2 exons. Gene Ontology annotation, molecular function: protein binding; zinc ion binding; RNA binding. The coding region runs from base 308 to 2260 and encodes 650 amino acids. The record is from RefSeq and is a predicted model, not a curated record.
AAAUGGCAGUAGGGUUAUUAUUCUGCAAUAAGAAAUUAAAAAGGUAUUGCGAAUUAAAGCACAAUUGGGUCAUCCUUAAAAUAUUAAUAAUAAUAAAAAUAUAUAAAAUUUGAUAAAGUCUUUUUUUUUUUUUUUUUUUGAAAGAUAAAUUUGAUAAAGUUGUUGGUGCCGAUCUAGUGGACAGAAAUAGUAGUUUUUUUUAUUUAUUAUUAUUAUUAUUAUUUUUUUUGAUGCAUUGAUACAAUGUUUCAUUAAACAGACGCUGCUCUCACUCGCACACCUCUCUCCCUCUCAAGAUCUUUUGGAGAUGGUGAUUCCCGCCAUCUCCGUCUCAACAACUAUUCUAACUAACAUAACCGUCACUUCAGCCCCCAAAGUUCACAAGCAAAAACCCAAAUCUCUCCGUUCAACCCUCAAGUCUCUCUCCAAAUCAGGUAAAUUGGACGAAGCUCUCUGUUUAAUCGAAUCCCUGCCGGUGAAACCUUCGGAAACCGAACCAGACCUCGAGGACUACUCUGCUAUCCUUCAUGCCUGCAUCUCUAGAAAAUCCUUAGAACAUGGACAGAGACUAUACCUUCAUCUCCUUCUCUCCAGAGACAAACACAAUCACAACCUUCUCAGCUGCCCAACCCUGAGAAGCAAGCUCAUCACGCUCUACUCUGUCUGUGGCCGAGUCGAUGAAGCCCGCCGCAUUUUCGAAGAUGGCGUUGAUGCUGAACACGUUCCUGAGUCAGUGUGGGUCGCCAUGGCAAUUGGGUAUUCGAGAAACAGGUUUCCAAAAGAAGCUUUACUUCUUUAUUGUAACAUGUUGUGCCGGUUCGUCCAACCGGGUAAUUUUGCAUUUUCGACUGCUCUAAAGGCGUGCUCGGACUUGUUUGAACUGCGGGUAGGCAGAGCAGUACACGCCCAGAUCGUAAAGUCUGUCAAAGAACCGGAUCAAGUUGUGUACAAUGCUCUUCUCAGAUUGUAUGCGGAGUCUGGGUGUUUCGAGGACGUAGUCCGCGUGUUUGAAGAAAUGCCUCAACGAAAUAUUGUUUCUUGGAAUUCACUGAUUGCCGGGUUUGUUAGGCGAGAUCAGAUAGUUAUCGCCCUCGGUGCUUUUAGGAGGAUGCAAGUUGAGGGAAUUGGGUUUAGUUGGGUUACCUUGACUACGGUGUUACCGAUCUGUGGUCAAGUAACGUCGCUAUGUAGUGGCAAAGAGAUACAUGCCCAGAUUGUAAAAUCAAUUGCUAAACCAGAUGUUCUCGUGUUAAACUCACUUGUGGACAUGUAUGCAAAAUGUGGGGCAAUGGAUUACUGUAGGCGAGUUUUCAGGAGAAUGCAAAGUAGAGAUCUGAUUUCAUGGAAUACUGUACUUUCAGGGUAUGCAAUGAAUGGGUGUAUGACAGAAGCAAUGGAGUUGUUUGAUGAGAUGGUUAAUUCUGGAUUUAGUCCAGAUGGGGUCACCUUUAUUUCCUUGUUGUCAGGUUGCAGCCAUGCAGGCCUUACAGCUGAGGGGCGAAGAUUGUUUGAUAGAAUGAUUUUAGAUUUCGGGAUGUCGCCAACUUUAGAGCAUUAUGCUUGUUUAGUGGACAUGUUAGGUAGAUCAGGGAAAAUCCAAGAGGCAAUGGAGAUAGUCAAAAGCAUGCCUAUGAAGCCGAGUGGCAGCAUAUGGGGAUCGUUACUGAACUCAUGCCGACUUUAUGGCAAUGUUUCUCUUGCAGAGAUUAUUGCAAAGCAGCUGUUUGAGCUUGAACCAAACAAUUCGGGGAAUUAUGUGAUGCUAUCCAACAUUUAUGCAAAUGCAGGGAUGUGGGAGGGUGUUAGGAUGGUGAGAGGGAUGAUGGAAAAGAGGGCAAUCAAGAAAGAGGCUGGAUGCAGCUGGAUACAGAUAAAGAAUAGAAUACACACUUUUCUGGCUGGUGGGGGUUUUGAAUUUCGUAAUUCAGAUGAGUACAAGAAAAUAUGGGACAAACUGAAGGAAGCUAUGGAAGAAGUUGGAUAUGUCCCAGAUACAGGAGCUGUGCUUCAUGAUGUAAACGAAGAAAUAAAAGCAAUGUGGCUAUGCGGGCACAGUGAACGACUUGCAACAAUGUUUGGACUCAUUCACACUGGGUCUGGAAUGCCAAUUAGAAUCACAAAGAAUCUUCGUGUCUGUGUAGAUUGUCACUCCUGGAUGAAGAUUGUAUCACGAGUUACAAAGAGACUGAUUAUUUUGAGAGAUACAAAUCGCUUCCACCAUUUUGACAAAGGGACUUGCUCUUGCAAAGAUUACUGGUGAUUGCACAAUUAUAGCUAAGUGAUCAUGGGCUCGUUGAAGCUGUUGUUGACGUCGAAGAAGCUCCUCUUGUUGUCUAUGCCCAAAUUCAGCCAACCAUUGCAAGGUUCCCCUGUACGAAUGCACCAAAAGAAACAAUGAUUUGUAUGUAUGGAUUUGAAUAUUUAAUUUCAUAGCAUGGAUUUCUCAUUA